GUUGCAGCGAUGGCAGCAGUGGUCUUUGACUAUUGUUUGAUGCUUCCACAAGAGGUCCAGUUGAUCUGGGGAAAGAAUUGGGGCAUCAUUAGAGUUUUGUUUACUCUCACUCGUUAUGCUACCUUGAUGGGUACUGCUAUGACCACGUAUGCUGCGGUGACUGACCAGUCUAAGUACACAAGUUGUGCGACUUUCGACAAUGUUUCAUAUGGCCUGCUUAUUUUUCGCACAUGGGCCUUUUGGCAUCAGAACAAGAAAACGUUGGUGUGGCUUCUCGUUGUUGCUGCGUUUUCCAUUCUAGGGGCUGUUGGAGUGACAAGAGUCGCAGGCAUCCUCCAUAUCGCUGGUCCUCAGACUCCACCAGUCGACCAGACAGGCUGCAUAUUUGAAAAUGGAAAGGAUGACGCCAUACAAUAUGGUUUUUUGAUCAUUUAUGAGCUAGCACUCAUGAUCCUUACGAUAUACAAGAGAUUCAACUUCUACAAAGAUGCUCGAGGUCGCCUCGCCACCAUACUUUAUCGCGAUGGGAUGAUAUACAUGACCUGCAUCAUAAUGGCAUCCUUCGCAAAUAUUCUUAUCGCCCUGGUUGCUCCUGGCACGUACGCCGACAUCCUGGAUGCACCACAACUCGUGAUCCAUGGAGUGCUAGCCUCCCGUAUCUUACUCAAUCUGCAACAUGAGAACCAUCAGUCUGGUUCUGCGAUCAUUGACGCAAUCUUUCCUAUGGUUGAUAUGUGUCGCACCCCUGGAGGCCAUAGGAUCGUGGAAGGGUAGUUUUGCACAUUCGGCG
Molecule: messenger RNA, 790 nt
Organism: Suillus plorans
Lineage: Eukaryota; Fungi; Basidiomycota; Agaricomycetes; Boletales; Suillaceae
Exons: 13
Coding region: 10-774 (254 amino acids)
Source: RefSeq, a predicted model, not a curated record